CCGUGACUGGGUCGGGUUUCUUUACUCCUCUCCUAUAAAAGCCCUCCAAGCGUUCCUCUGAGAAAAACAUUCCCUCUGACAUCAUGGAAGCAGAUAAGCUGAUUGAAUCCAUCUUCAGAGCCUUCAUGUUUAUGGCAGGAAUCCUGGGAAACAACUGGCUGGCUGUAGUUUCUCUCCCCAGAAAAAUGUCAGAAAUUCACACCAACGAAGUCCUUUUCAUCAACCUGGCCGUCUCCAACCUCAUCACAAACUACCUGGUGGACUUGCCUGACACGGCCGUAGACUUUGCCGGACGCUGGUUCCUGGGGGAAACCUACUGUGGCAUCUUUCAUUUUUGCUCUGAUCUCUCUGAAACCAGCAGUAUCUUCACAACACUCUUCAUCAGCGCUUUCUGGCACCAGAAGCUGGUCGGCUCCCUGAGGCGUGGAGGUGCUCCGGUGCCGCUGGACAGCUUGCACCUUGUAGGGUGCCUGCUGGCUGGGAGCUGGAUGCUGGCCGUGGCCUUCGGCGUCCCUCACUACUUCUUCGCCUCAUUGGAAAGAAGGAACGAGAGCCAUGAGAGCUGCGUACAGGUCUUCCCUGAUGCACUUUCUAGGCAAACCUAUGAGACGACUUAUUUAACCGUGGCUAACGUCCUUCCUCUUGCAGGAAUCUUCAUUGCAAGUGUUCAGAUUGUUGUGACUUUGCUCCAAAACCAGAAGCGCAUCCUAAGCCAUAACUCUGACCCAGCCAAGCAGAUGAUUAAAGGAGAAAGUGAGAGCAAAAGCAUCAAUACCAUUUCAGUUGGGAUUGUUUCUGAUCCAGACACCGCCAAAGAGCUCAAAGACUCUUCAUCCCGAAUUCACACGCAGGUCGAGAAGUCACCGAAACACAGGGCAAGAUCAAGCCCUCAGGCGCGGGCGGCCAAGAGCGUGGUGGCUGUGGCCAGCGUGGUUGUGGUCUGCUGGCUGACUCAUCUGCUCCUGCGCAUCUCCAGCAACAUCCACACUUCAUCAGUGGUGCUGGAGGUGGCCAGCUAUGUGGCAGCCUCCUACAACUGCAUCAUCCCCUACAUAUUUCUGUACGGGGUGAAAAAAAUGACUUGCUCGUGCAAAACGAAAGGCUAAAUAAUGGUACAGAUCUUUUAAUUAUGCAAGCAUUACAAUAAGCUUCUGCAGAAGAAGACCCUGGCUGUUUUAGGGUGCCAUUUGUGAAGUCAAACAGUCAUAACUUAGCAGUGAUAAUUUGGGUUAUUUAGCCUACCAUAAAAGUCAUAUUUUCACCAUGUUAUUCAUACAUUGUUAAAUGUAAACGUACCCAAAUAAAUAUUCAGCCAUCAAGCUAAAUAUUUGUUUUUACUAA
Molecule: messenger RNA, 1341 nt
Organism: Nothobranchius furzeri (turquoise killifish)
Lineage: Eukaryota; Metazoa; Chordata; Actinopteri; Cyprinodontiformes; Nothobranchiidae
Gene: ora5
Product: olfactory receptor class A related 5
Biological process (GO): neuropeptide signaling pathway
Cellular component (GO): plasma membrane
Molecular function (GO): G protein-coupled peptide receptor activity
Source: RefSeq, a predicted model, not a curated record